AUGUCUUGUGCAUCCCUCACUGCUGUCUUUGGGUGGCCAUCGAGGGUUCAAAGAGCGGCAUCAACUGCUGUAGCCCAAAAACAGGCCCCCUCGACCUCUUCCUCUGCAGGCGACCGUAGCCAUCUUCUUACUGUGUUGCACAAGACGAGAUCUUUUCUGCCCAGAGUUCUUCCUCCAAGACAGAAUGAAUCAUCAGGUGUGGACACUCUGGAGUUUUGGGAGGACCUGCUAGCAACCACCUACGAUGACCUGUGCCCAACACCAGAAGCUAGAGAAACAGACAGGAUUCGCGUCGCGAUUUAUGGAUGUGACAGUUCGGCGGAAACCAGAGCACUGGUCGCUGCUUUGCUACAGGAACCUUUCGCAUCGGAAUCACAGAGAGAAAGCGUUGAUACCCGAUGGAAGCACACUUCAGAUGGACAGGGGUUCAUCACCAUCCAACAACUUGUCAUCCGGAGAUACGGCACGCCAAAAUAUGACGGUUCUAGUAGCCCUCGCAUCCAAUCUGCUUGGUUACAACAAUUCGGGGCUCCUUUACAACUGGUAGAACUUGAGCCGGCUUCUCGUCCCCCGACUGAAGAGCUGAUUUUGCGCCUGCUCCUUACUGCCGACAUUCCUAUAAUCGUUUGCAACCCUGCAUUGGCACCGCUUUCGUCCUUAUUAUCCGCAUCUGGCCACUCGCUCCUCCCUCUAAACCAUCCAAAUGCUGUUCUUGCGCUCAACGCCACUACCGAAUCGACGCAGCUUGUAGAGCGCGUUCAAUCGCUGUGCGGUAUCGAUAUUCCAGUUCUAUGCAUUGACCCUUUGCGUGCUCUCAACGCGUUGAACAUUCUAAAUUCUAGUCCUUCUUCACCUCUGAUAGUGCAGAGGUUUCAAGACAAUUUCGACGCAUCCGGCGUCUCGAAGCUUACGGAGAAUGUGGCUAGCGCGAUAUCUAAUGCGUUACAGGUGUAUCCUUCGGCCACAGCUGUCGAAGCUCUGCACAUGGAAACUGCUCAUUCAAUCAUAUUGCACUCGCUGGCGAAGUGUCGUAAAGUCUUAGAUGAUGCUCGCGCUGAGACGGACGCUGUGUGUACCGAAAUUAGCUCGUUGCGUGGCCGCAUGGAGGAGGUAAAGGCAACGGCAGGGAAGGAUGUCUUGGGUGUUGAAGGUAACGAGGUUGCGAAGGACAUCGAACAGUCGAGGAGGAACAUCCGGACGGUAAUGGAUGCGCUCGUGUGGUGGAAGCUCCUAUGGAGAGUUGAUGACGUAGCGGGGACAGUAACCGCUGCAGUCGAUCAGGUAUGGUGUAAGGACUUGGAUUACCAGCUUGCGUUUCACGCCGGUCGAUUGUAUUCCUUGCAGCAGUCAUUUCAUGCUUCUAGUGAACGAUUGCUCAAAUCGUUUUCACCUCGAUCUCCUUUCAAUUCACCGGUAUUGCGAAAUACGAUUUCGCAAGUGUCUUCUGCUCCCGCAUUCUCUAUGGACGUGUCUUCCUUCGCCGCGCCAAUACGGGCACGUCGUCGACAGUUCCACUUCCCCACCACCCGACUCCAGACCGCUGCGCGGCACACUCUGCUGGCUGUAAGUGGCAGCUCAUUUGGUGGGAUGGCUAUUGCAUGGGCCGGAUGGGCGGGACAAUUGGGAAUUUUGGAUAUGGCAAUAUCAAUGGAUACUGCCACUGGAUUAGGCAUGUUAAGCACAGCUGUUGGAGUCAAAUGGGCCAUUGACCACUUCGAACGGGCAAAACGGAAGUGGUGGAAAGAUUAUGAUCGUGUUGGCCAGGGGCUGCGUAGAGAUCUGAAGGACCUACUAACUCGUACAAUAGACGACCGAGUGCUACUCAUUCCUGAGAAGACGUGCGCCGGCUUGGAGCACACAAUCAUGAAACAAAAAGCCCAAAUAAAUGACCUCAGGACGGAGGUUGCUAUCUUAGAAGAGGAGCUUAAUAAGUUCCCCCCGAGAUGA
This is a messenger RNA of Fibroporia radiculosa, 1947 nucleotides long. RefSeq lists its product as uncharacterized. The record is from RefSeq and is a predicted model, not a curated record. Lineage: Eukaryota; Fungi; Basidiomycota; Agaricomycetes; Polyporales; Fibroporiaceae. The coding region runs from base 1 to 1947 and encodes 648 amino acids. The transcript is spliced from 6 exons.